UGAAAUGAUGAAUUAGAAUUUCAAGAAUUAGUUUUAAAUUGCUUAAGAGCACUGUUUAGUCGAUUUAAAGCAUAGUUAGUGCCAAAGACAGAGAUGAAGUAAUUCUUAGUUUAAUAAUUUUAUUAGAGUAAAAUAUGAAUAUAAAUCUGACUGGAAUCUAUCAAAUCCAAUAAGAGUAGAUAAAACAGGAACAGAAAUUCAGUAAUUAUUUUUUAUAUAAAAGUGCAUAUAAAACCAAUUAUAAUGUUAUUUUCAAAUAAAAAUUAAAAUAAGAGUAAAUUAAAUAAAAAAUAGCUGAAUUAGACGGAGCAGAUUUCGCAAAAGCAUUAACAAUCCAUAAAUCUUUUAAAAUAAAGUUAUAUUAUAUAUUAUAAAGACGAUAUUAGAAAUAUAAUUUAAUAUUACUAUGGAUUUUUUUAUUAGAAAGAAUACUAAUAAUAUUAUAAAUUUUAGAUUUACCAAAUAAGUUAGCUUUUAUAAUUUUCGCUUGCUUAUAUGACUUUAUAACUGUCUUGUAAUUACUCAACUAAUUAGUUGAAUUUUUUCAUAAUACUUUCUUAUUGAAGAAAAAUACUUCUUUUUUUUCUUCUAUUUAAAAUUAUUUUAUUUGUUAUUAAAUAAAGAGUUGA
Paramecium sonneborni is the source of this 629-nucleotide messenger RNA. Lineage: Eukaryota; Ciliophora; Oligohymenophorea; Peniculida; Parameciidae. The record is from the annotation of a GenBank genome assembly.